Molecule: messenger RNA, 738 nt
Organism: Laccaria bicolor S238N-H82
Lineage: Eukaryota; Fungi; Basidiomycota; Agaricomycetes; Agaricales; Hydnangiaceae
Exons: 5
Coding region: 1-738 (245 amino acids)
Source: RefSeq, a predicted model, not a curated record
AUGGAAUCCUGUCGCUUUGAUCGUGCAAUCAGCGACAAUGAACCAGUCUCCUGGGUACUCCAGAACAAUGAGUAUACUUUGUCUUUGCUCUGCACUGAAUUUGAUCCUUUUUCUUCUACAUCUGCUACAUCUGGAACUGGGUCUACUAGACACAGUACCCCAGCUUCUAUCCAGCCGACUUGUAAAUCUCGAACUACCAGUGAUCUUAAAGACGAGUGGAUUAGGCCUCUUAACAUUCCAGGCCAUAUCAUCAAGAACAAUCCUAAUCCUCCACUGCUGCUUGCCUAUGAAAAAUACAAGGCUUACUGCCAGGCAUCCAACAGAUUGGAUACUAUGCACACAGAUGGAUCCUGGCCUGAUAACUGUCAAAAACCAACUGCGACAGAGCUUAUUGAGAUAUUUGUUGCUAAGUCAACCUGGUAUUCUGCAUAUCGAACAGCUUUCGCAGAGGUUGCAAGGAACUAUUCAGAUAUGCAGGCAUAUCUUGAUGGAGAUGCUAAAUGCCCUACUGAUAAAGAAAUCUGGGGUUAUAAUGAACCUGAGGGAUACUCACUCACUGAUCUCAACAAGUGGUUGGCAGAGAAAAAGCAAGUUAAGAGGGGAAAAGAGAAGGGGAAAGAGAAACCUAAGGCUUCAGGUAGUGGAUCCAAAAAGAAGAAGUCAGAUGGAAAUAAGGAAAGCAAGAAAAGGUUUUACUUGACAUUGCUUGUUCAACUUUCUUGGGCCUACUCUCUGUGA